CAAAAGAUUACGCUGAAUGCUGUUUCCGCUCCCUGAUAGAGGAAUUUCCCACAGGUUCUUGAACGCACCAGUUGUUCACCGUUCAGAAGACGAGAGGAAGAGGCCCGGGAAAAGUUACCAUCCUGCUAUGCUGAGAGAUGCCAGGGACGGGUCAGACUAGUCCCUGUUUGUGGACGCCGCUCCCUCAGAGCCACCUGUGUCCGGGUGACCGCUGCAAACACGCCUGCUGCAGCUAUAACGGGGACGUCUACGUCCUGGGAGGAAGGGACAACAGCUGCCUGGGAGACUUCUGGAAGUACAGUGUUGUGCUUGAUGAAUGGACCCGACUUAACUGCACUGGUGAAGCUGCACCAGAAGAGCUGGAGCAGCAUUCUAUGGUGGCUAAUAAGGGUUUCCUCUAUGUGUUUGGAGGCAUGUUGGAUUCUGCAUACACUUGGAGGAAGUGCCCCCUCUGGGUGUUUGAGACCAUGAAUCAGAAGUGGGUGUCCUGCCAGGGAAGGACCAGCUGCCCUCAGAGCCAAAGGCCGAGCAAUCGGAAAGGACACAGCGCCGUGGUGCUGGGAUCGGCCAUGCUGGUCUACGGAGGAUUCAUGGACCUUAAAGGAACCUCGCAGGAGUUUUGGAGUUUAAAUCUCAAUUCCAUGACUUGGACUCGGCUGACUGGUUCUGAGCGGGGAUCAUCAGGUCCUGGACCCAGACACAGUCACUCCGCCGUGGCCUACAGGGACUCCAUGUUUCUGUUUGGAGGACUGAAAGGUCUGCGGGAGCAGAGAGACUUCUGGAAAUGGGAUUCCACCAACCACACCUGGACCUCCCUCAGGCAGGGCCCCCCUCGGCUGAUGGGCCACGCGGCUGUGACCUACAGAGACAGUAUGCUGCUUUUCGGAGGCGGUGAGAGCCAGAAAUCACCAAACAACAGCCUGUGGAGGUACAGCUUCCCCUCUCAGAGCUGGAGCCAGGUGGCCUCCCUCCCACACAGCGACGCCCCACAGAGGAUUCACCACUGCUGCACCGGACUGGGUCGCAGCUACGAGUCCGAUGGCGUCCAGGCCGCUCUGUCAUCACAACAGGAUGCUAAACCGCGACAUUUUAAAAAUAAAUGCUUCCCCAUUUCCCAAUCAGACAUAGAAAUGAAGACAUUCAGCAAAGGUCUUUGUUCUUCAGAGACCAUCUUUGACACAGAGAAGAACUGUCUGACGUUUGAGAACAGAGCUUUUAAGAAGCAGUGGAGCUGCUCAGACGACCAGGACAUUUCCAAGAAUCUGCCUGACAUGCUGCUGGUGCUGGGAGGAAAACCGUUCAGCAUAAAGAGUCCCAUCUCCAUCUGGAGUAUGACCCUGACUGACUCUUAACAGACGGUUGACUUGAAGGUUUACUUACAACCAGUGUUGCCCCCCCC
Molecule: messenger RNA, 1399 nt
Organism: Cyprinodon tularosa
Lineage: Eukaryota; Metazoa; Chordata; Actinopteri; Cyprinodontiformes; Cyprinodontidae
Gene: klhdc3l
Product: leucine-zipper-like transcriptional regulator 1 homolog
Exons: 8
Coding region: 138-1352 (404 amino acids)
Cellular component (GO): Golgi apparatus
Molecular function (GO): protein binding
Source: RefSeq, a predicted model, not a curated record